GCCUGUGCCUAGUCUGUUAUUAUGUGUUAUGUUGUAAUUGUAUAAUUCUUAUUUUCGAGUGCAAUUAAUAAUGUAAUUGCAAAUCUAUAGUAUGUUAUUAUAGUUGAUAAUUUAAACAAAAAUAUGGAAAACACGACUAGCAAACACCGUACACCGAGUCAAUGCAGAGAGUGGGAGCGGUUAAGAAGAAACAGGUUUAAUGAAGCAAUUAGUAAGCUGGGUCAAAUUGUAAAGGAUAUAUUGAAAGAUAAGCCCCAAUUUGAAGCAUCAAGUAAUGUACAAUAUCCAAAAAUAGAAAUUGUGCAAAAGGCAAUCUUAUGUCUGACAACAUGUGUUCAAGAAAAGACUCAGUUAAAAGCAGAAAUUCUGGCAUUGCAAGUGAAACUUGAAGCAGAAAAAAAUGUAAAGCCAGACAAAAAAGAUGCAUCUAUCCAGGUGUCAGCUGUGAUGUGCAAAAAAAAUAAAAAUGGCAAAUUUGUUAAAUUAGUAAUGUUACAAAAAUCAAAAAAGAAGAAUUUAAAAGAGAAACCUUCUGUCACUCAAAAUGAAGCUAUUAAACAGAAUAUUGAAGGGAAACCUUUAACAGAAAAUAAAAUACCCAAUAAAAAUAUGCAAACAUUACCAAAAUUAUUGCCCUUAACAAGCACCAAUAAUAAAAAGGGAAUAGAAAAUACUAUUGUAAUGCUGCCAAGUACACCAUACAUUUCCUUCCCACAAAGGCCCUUAUUAUUUCCAGCAGUACCACCUACUAUUGUCUUUUUGGAUUCAAAUUUACAACCAAUUAAUAAACCAGCAACAAUACCCAUAAUCAAUAGAAACAAUGCAGAUAUGACAAAAACAACAAUGGUAAAUGUUUUACCCAUAUCAGCCUACUCGCGCCCCAUGUCAGCUACCAGAACUAAGAAAAACAAUGUAAAGCCAAAGCAAAAUGUCAAAAGAAAACAUGUUAAAAAAGGUGACAAACAAACAGCGGAAGUAUCUGAUGAAUCGUCUGUCACUAAGGAUACUAAAACAAUACCAAAUGAAAAUAUAAAUAGUACAAAGGACGAAAAUGUGACUGAAAAAAUUAUGAAAAUUUCAAACACUAAUGAUUGUAACAAAGAACAAAAUGAAAAUAAAGAAAACAAUGUUUGUGUAAAAAAUAGUAAUGAUUCCACAUUUAAUGAUAAAGCUCAAGAAAAAAGUGAAAAUGUAAUGAAGAGUCCAGAAAAUUCCGAGCCAAAUACUACAUGUAGUAGUACAAGUAAUGCUGAUUUAACAAUUUCUGCUUCCAUAGCUCAAAAACCUACAGAAGGAUUAAAUAAUGAAUCCAGGGAAAUAAAUUUAGAAGGGUCCUCUAAACCUGAAAAAAUAUGUCCCGAAAAAGAAUUAUUAUUAGUAGAGAAAGAUAAGGUAAAUAAAUUACCUAAUAUACUAGAUACUGCAUUAUGUGACAAUGUUGUUGAUGGCGGCAAUGCUCGCUUAGAAUUGGCUGAGGAGUUUUUAGCUGCUUCACCAACUGCAGCAUUCCUUAUGUCGUUCCCAUUAGUCAGUGGGAACAGAGCAGACAGCCCUGCUGAAGACCAUCAAAAUAUUCAAGCAAGUCUCAAAGAAAAUCAUCAAAGGAGGAAUGAGGUUCCUUCACAAGCACCUUAUUUUCCAAAACCUCAUGAUGUAAAAGGAAAAAUGACAAAAACCGAUCAAAAUAUUACACAAAAACAAACCGAACAACAAAAGUUUAUUAGCAAUACAAAUAUUUCAAAAGAAAUAGAACCGAAAGUAUCUACUUUAAUUACGAAUUCAUCCAAUGACAACCCUUUCUUACAUCUGAGUAUGCCAUCACUUGCUCCAACAAGUUGUCCUCUUACUGAUUCAACAUUUUCAUUAGAUUUUGAUUGUACUGUAUCAAAAGCAAAUCAUCCAGUCAGUGUUGCAAGCAGUAAUAAUUUCUUCUAUAAAAGUGAUGCAUUAAGUUCUACAAAGACCUCUAUUUAUAGCACCAGUAACAUUUCUUCAGGCCAUGAAUUUAAUAGUCUUGGAUUGUAUCCUUGUGCAAUGGAGAAAUUUAGUACUAAAAACAAAUCAGAUUUUUCCAAUAUGGAGGAAAACCUCAUGAAAAUAGGACCCUCGAGACUUACAUAUGACAUCGACCUCGGUUGGUCGCACAAGGGUUUUGAUUUUGUUACAUGCACGACAACCUCAACUACUUUUAAUAAAGAUAAUAUUUUAACUUCGGCCCCAUCGCAAUAUUCCACAGCAUAUAAUCCAUUUAAUCCUGACUUUCAUGUACCUCUUGUUACAAACUCGAGUAAAAAAGAUAUGCCCUGUAAAGCAAUAUCGUCUUUUCCAGAAGCUAUUACUAGUUUUUAUUCCCAGCCAACGAAUUUAUGGUCAGAAGAUAUGACCUUUUAUACGAGUAAUAACUUUUCUAAAAAUUUUACACCUAAGCCACAAAAUUUUGUCUCAAUGGAUCACAACCCAACUAAUGUUGCCCUGAAAACAAGUGCAGUAAAGCAAUACGAAACAAAACUGACACCAGAUACUGCACCAAAUCAGCUCGUUAAACCUUUGAUAGAGGGCCCACCAAUCAUUAGCGACAAAUACACAAAAAAGUCUCCGAGUAAAAUGCACAUUAACUGGAUGACUUCUGAAAUAAGGCCAAUGCAAAAUAAUUGCAACCCAAGUCAAGCAAACGUGAAAGAGAACCACAAACCUCUAUACCCUCAAAAUAUACCACAGAAAAAGCAAGAUCAUAAUGAAGGAAACUAUUUUCCUAUAAAUAUGCAAAAUUUCCCAUCACAAGUCACCCAAGAGGAAUUUCAAGUGUGGCCAACUGCUAGACCAGUCGGUACUACUGAAAUUAGUAUCGAGCCUCCGCCUAUUAAUUUACCAACACUGGUUGGCGAUUUAGCACUGGGCCCACAUGAUAAGAAGAAGAAUGAAGCAAUUAACAGAAUUUUGCCACAAACAGAUUUGCAAAAUUGCAAUAACUUCUUUUCUGUGACACAGUUAAUGAAUCGCUCUUCAGAUGUUAUGCCUCCCCGUUAUCAUGGAGCUAAUAUGGAUACGCAUAAAACAAAUCCUAGCAAACAAAAUGUUCCAAACGUUAGCAAUGACACACACCGUAAGGGAUCACGACUAGAAACGCACUUAGCACAACCAUGUCAUGUGUUUGAAAGCAAACCGGUAAAUUAUGAAACUAUGGGACAUUUUACACAAAACAAACAGAAAAACAAUAAAUCUGAUAAAAGUGCUAAAAAUACCAAAACAAGUUAUUCGGCUGAAGCUUUGAUAAGAGGUGGACCCUGCAAUCAAAAGGCACACGAUACUAUAUCUAAAUUUUUGCUGCCACCACAAAAAUAUAAUGAGUUUAACGUAACACAAGAGAGUGGAGUCGCUCAAGUAUCACAUUUUCCUCCUUUACUUGAAUACCCGGAUAAUAGUUAUGCAGGUCAACAAUUUUCUGGUACAACUUUAUACAAUUCAACCACAAAUACCAUAUCCAAUUCAUUUUAUUCUAACUUUAUGCCUGGAAGUAGCAACCUGAUGACGGGUAACUACACAAGUGGACAUUUCCAAAGUGAUUUCAUCGAUUACAACCAGCCUGCUGAAUGCAAUUACACCAAUUACAAAUACGACGAUUUGAAAAUGAAAGCCAACACAACUCUUCAAGAUAAACCUCUUCCAACUCAAUAUAAAGGAUCUAGAAGAGAAUCAACGACUAAACAUAAAUUGGAAUGUUCGAAAAAGGAAUCAAGUAAAAAGUGCAACAGUAAGAGAGCUAAACUUACUAACGAAGUUGAAGAAUGGAACGACUCCGCGCAUAUGCUAUGGCAAAGUAAAGCUCCAACGAGGAGGCAUCCGAAUAUUUCGGAAGACUAUUCUUUUCCGAACUAUGUUGGCAAUCAGAUAUCUGCGAGUAGUCAGUACCAACCGGAAUUGUUUAAUACUCAUUUAAUGCCUUCUAAUAUGCAAAGUGUGGGCCACAAUAUCGACCGUUCCCUUACUACCUUCCCUCCUACUUCCCGUGCCAACUUUAACCUCAGUACAAUAUUUCCAGAAAUCACGAUGAAAGUGCAGUGAUGGAUAUUUAACGAAAAUUUUUUAUAUGGUAUACGCAAUUAAAUUAACGCUGU
Messenger RNA from Papilio machaon (common yellow swallowtail), 4115 nucleotides. RefSeq lists its product as uncharacterized. The record is from RefSeq and is a predicted model, not a curated record. Lineage: Eukaryota; Metazoa; Arthropoda; Insecta; Lepidoptera; Papilionidae. The transcript has 6 exons. The coding region runs from base 124 to 4062 and encodes 1312 amino acids. Gene Ontology annotation, molecular function: protein dimerization activity.